GGUAGAGCAGACGUUAACGCUAAGACACUGAACAAAUCCACGCCUCUACACCUCGCAGCAUCACAGGCCUACUUUGAUAUGGUUAAACUCUUACUCACGUACGAAGCUGACUGGUCAGUUAAAGAUGACAAUGGAAAUACUCCAUUGCACGUUUGUAUGAUGGGACGACGUACAAACGAACUGUUUUUACAGUUGCUUGGUUUAAGAAAUUUAGCGGAAGACAAUGAAAGGAUAAAGAUAGCUAACUUCUUGAUACAACAUGGCGCUAGUAUUAAUGACAGAAAUAAUGAUGGAAAUACGCCAAUAACCGGAUGUGACAUACAACAUAUGCGCGACGCUGUAUCCGCCUAUGCAGCAAAUAAUAAACCAACAGUAGCUCACAGACCAAAGGCCAGACCUAGUACAGCUAAGGUUGAACAAGAAAUCUUCACAACUUCAAAGCAGAAGUGCCAUAAAUGUGCGGCGAAUUUAGCGGACGUCCGCUUUCUUCCCUGCAAACAUCAAAUAUCGUGUCACAAAUGCUGCUUCAAAUUUAAGAAAUGCCCUAUCUGCGAGAAGGAGAUAACCAGACGGGUAGAUAAAGAUAAUUAUACGGUUGAGAGCAGUUGUGUCAUUUCAUAGACGAGUGACUGAAGUAAAGCAUGGGACUUAUUAUGAAAUUUAGACUACAUGAACUUUGCGAGAUGAAUAUUUCAUUUCCCAGCAACGUUAAACAUGGCGAUCUUGUUUGGAUUAGGUAGCAAAUGACAUUGAGGGUGUUUUAUGCUCUAUUUUACCAUAAUCUCAAAUAUUUCAUACUCAAAUACAAUGUAUAUGUGAGUUUGGUUUUAAGUUCUUUGUUGUUUGUUGUAUUUCAUUUGCUUAUGAAUCAUUUGCUUUAAGAUGUUAUCGUUUGAUGACGUAGUUGCUUUAAUUAACAAAGAAGAUUACCCCGGAUCUUUGUUAAUACUACAGAAUAUUCUAGUAGUUUCUGUUUACUCGAUUAUAGAUUUUUUUAGAAAGAAAUACAUAAUUCCAGAAUAUGUAUUAUUGUGGGUAUAUAUAGAACCUAAGAGAAGCAUCUAGAAAUAUUCUAUCAGGAAACACUUUCCUAAUCUGGCGAUCUAUGAGGUCACACUUAAAUAAUCCCUGGUGCAGUUAAGUGUAUUAUCUAGAAGAUUGGAGGGCCUCCGUGGCCGAGUGGUUAAGGUCAACUUCAAAUCACUUGCCCCUCAUCGAUGUGGGUUCGAGCCUCAUUCGGGGCGUUGAAUUCUUUAUGUGAGGAAGCCAUCCAGCUGGCUUACGGAAGGUCGGUGGUUCUACCAAGGUUCCCGCUUGUGAUGAAAUAAUGCACGGAGGAGCACCUGGGGUCUUCCUCCACCAUCAAAGCUGGAAAGUCGUCAUAUGAUCUAUAAUUGUGUCGGUGCGACGUUAAACCCAACAAAAUAAAUACAUAAAAUCUAGAAUAUUGGAUUUAUUUAGGAUUAUUCAGUAAGGAUUAUAGUUUGACAAGGUAUUGGAAUUACUUCGAAAGUUGUUUUGGAUAUUAGUGUCCAUAUAAAAUGUUUCGUGUGGAUUAAAGUUACGGUAACUACAAAACCAGAAAAUUAGGUUCAGUGCUUGGAGACCGUUUCUAGAAUGCUACUUUGAAACUACAUUUUGUAAAUUUCUUUGAAUAAAUUUCAUUAUUGUUUAAA
Molecule: messenger RNA, 1676 nt
Organism: Mercenaria mercenaria
Lineage: Eukaryota; Metazoa; Mollusca; Bivalvia; Venerida; Veneridae
Product: E3 ubiquitin-protein ligase MIB2-like
Biological process (GO): protein ubiquitination
Cellular component (GO): cytoplasm
Molecular function (GO): ubiquitin-protein transferase activity; protein binding
Source: RefSeq, a predicted model, not a curated record